AUGUUGUUACGCUUCGAGUCCAAGGCUGGCCAGUUCCGGCUUACAGCAGAGCCCACGGAUACCUUUGCAUCCUUGCAGCAGAGAAUACUCGCAAAUUUACCGUCUGGGGCCGACCCAACCUCUCUGAUACUGAGCAACAAACCUGUGGGGUCGAAGCCAGAGCCCUCGCGGGAACGCAGACUAGCAGAUAUCCCACAGGUCCAAAUAUCGCAGGUUGGUCUAUCGCACGGCGCCAAACUUUUCAUAGGCUUCACGGAACAAGAUGAGCUCUCAAACGGUCACGUUAACGGCGCGGCCACCGCAGGCGCUCAUCGAUUGGAUGGCAAAAAGAUAGCGCUGUCAGAGCCCUCGAUACCCAUUACUGCACCCGAUGUGACCUCGCCAGGACUGGUGAAGAAUCCUUGGGAGGUCGUCAAGCAGACACCGCUGGACGACAAGCUAGAUGCACAAGAUGGCAAGAUCCGUAGACCGAAAGAUCAGAAGAUGUGCAAACAUGGGCCAAAAGGAAUGUGCGAUUACUGCCAGCCACUGGAGCCCUACGAUGCGAAUUACCUUGCCGAGAAGAAGAUUAAACAUCAGUCGUUCCACGCGCACCUUCGGAAAAUCAACUCGGCGACUAAUAAACCCGAAUUGAAGAGCUCAUACAUGCCGCCAUUGUCAGAGCCAUAUUACCGAGUCAAGAAGAAUUGCCCAUCAGGGCACCCUCCAUGGCCUGAAGGCAUCUGCACAAAAUGCCAGCCGAGCGCUGUGACCUUGAAGCCACAAGAAUUUCGGAUGGUCGACCACGUCGAGUUCGCUUCAGCCGAUAUUGUGGACAAGCUCAUCGACUUCUGGCGUAGGUCCGGAGCACAGCGCAUUGGAUUUCUGUACGGGAAGUACGAGGAAUACCCAGAAGUACCUUUGGGUGUCAAGGCGGUGGUGGAAGCCAUCUAUGAGCCCCCACAGGCGUCAGAACUCGAUGGUGUUACGUUGCUCGAAUGGGAGAACGAAAAGGGCAUCGACGAAAUUGCUCGGUUGUGCGGACUCGAACGCGUCGGCGUGAUCUUUACGGAUCUCAUCACACCAGAAGAGGGUGAAGGACAAGCUGUGUGCAAGCGACACAUCGACUCGUACUUUCUCGCAUCGCUGGAAGUGGCAUUCGCGGCGCGCUACCAGUCCAAGUACCCUAAGGCCUCAAAAUGGAGCGACACCGGCCGGUUUGGAUCAGAUUUCGUUACUUGCGUGGUGACUGGAGACGAGGACGAGACAAUCACGAUCAAAGCCUACCAAGCAUCGAACUCGGCAGUUGAAAUGGUACGCGCCGAUAUCGUUGAGGCAUCAGCAGAUCCCUCAGUGAUGCUAGUCCAGUCGGAAGAUGAUGUGGGCCUUGACGGCAAGGCGCGAUACAUUCCUGAGGUGUAUUAUCGACGAAUCAAUGAGUAUGGAAGAAAUGUGCAGGAAAACGCGAAACCAAGCUUUCCUAUCGAAUAUCUGCUGGUCUCGUUGACAGCUGGCAUGCCGGUAGCGCCAAAACCAAAGUUCAGCAAGAACACAUUUCCGAUUGAGAAUCGCGAAGUAGUGGCGACUGGGCAAGAUCCUCGAGAUGUGGCAAAGCAGUUGAAACAACAGGAUGAGAUCGAAGCAGUCUCUGACUUCCACUUCCUAUGCUACCUCCACGGUAUGGGCGUGCUGAGCAAGGAAGAGGAAGCGCUGGUUUGCAGAGUUGCAGUAGAUCACGACGUCGGAGACGCGAUGCAACUAGCCCAGACCGAUGGGUGGAAGACUCUUAUGACCAUCCUGGAGAACUAUGGUGAGCGGCCCCUCAAGCGUCCAUGGCUUUCCGCAGAAGACACAGCACCAGAGCGAUCACGCAGUCCUUCGGAGCAGCUUGCUAAGCGAUUCAAGCAGGCUAAGAUCGCGUCCUAA
Molecule: messenger RNA, 1905 nt
Organism: Cyphellophora attinorum
Lineage: Eukaryota; Fungi; Ascomycota; Eurotiomycetes; Chaetothyriales; Cyphellophoraceae
Product: Nuclear protein localization protein 4
Exons: 2
Coding region: 1-1905 (634 amino acids)
Biological process (GO): ubiquitin-dependent protein catabolic process
Cellular component (GO): nucleus
Molecular function (GO): ubiquitin protein ligase binding; ubiquitin binding
Source: RefSeq, a predicted model, not a curated record